Molecule: messenger RNA, 2338 nt
Organism: Paramuricea clavata
Lineage: Eukaryota; Metazoa; Cnidaria; Anthozoa; Malacalcyonacea; Plexauridae
Source: the annotation of a GenBank genome assembly
CGUGUUUUGCUUGGCUGCACAAACCUUAUAGUAUCUCUUGCUUUGCAAUUUUUUUGUUUUUAUUGACAAAAAUGGCAAUGCUUGUCUCGCGUGGGGCAAAACGAUUUAUAAGUUCUGCUGUUCAAGAUUUUUAUAAACUCAGUGCAAUUGCUUUGAACGGAGAGGAAAUCGAUUUUUCGAAGUACAAAGGCAAAGUUGUCUUGAUCCAAAACACUGCGUCUCUAUGAGGCACGACCGUCAGGGAUUUUACCCAGGUAAUAAAGAAAUAUAGUGUUUAACUCGAGCAGGAAUAUAGAUUUAUUACUAUAUAAAUAAAUCGAGAAAUAUAUAAAUUAUGAUAUAAACGAUUCAGGAUAUAACUAUCCCUUGAGACACUGAACUCAAAAGAAAGUCUGGAUUGAACAAGAGUUGUCAAGAGCAAGCAAAUUGGUAUAUUUGCCACCAAAUAAAAGACAAUACAAUACACCACCUUUCUGGAAUGCAUGUCACUAUAUAGAGCCUUGUUUUUGUGCAUGUGAGAUAUUGGUUAAAAAUCACAAUAUGUCAAUCAUGAAAAUGAGGCUAUAUAUGUAGCCAUGGCGACACUUUCCGGAAUCAUGUAUUACAAACAUUAAAAAGAUGUUUCUCACUUUGAUAACUGCUGAUCUCUGCAUGAAAAUGCUUAAUAUGUGGUCAGCCAACAGUUUAACCCAUUGAGUGGUGCUGCACUCUCCCCCUAACGAGUAAAAUCGUCAGGCAUUACUUAUUAGAAAGAGUAAAAUAAUCUGGCAUUAGGCAGAGUAUAAAACAAUAAAGUAGGGCACAUUAACACUAAAGGAUUAAUAUCAAACUGAAAAAGUUAUAAAAUAGUCUUAAAUUUGAUGACCACUGUAGAAUGGAGAGAUGAAGUUUAAUUUUCUUGCUUGUAUAUUAAUUCCCAACAUUUCUAAAUAUAUAUCUUUAUAUAUUAUCAUAAAUAUAUAUCAACAUUUCUAAAUAUACACCAAUUACACUAUUGUGCUAAACAAAACACCCAGAUUGAUUUUUCCAUUUUUUCACCAGAUGAAUGUACUUGUGGAAAAAUACCAAUCCAAAGGUCUCCAUAUUCUGGGAUUUCCCUGUAACCAGUUUGGACAUCAGGAAAACUGCAAGAAUGAAGAAAUUCUCGACAUUCUCAAACAUGUCCGACCUGGUGACAGUUUUGAACCAAAAAUCGAAAUGUUCUCAAAAGUCAAUGUCAACGGUAAAGACGUCCAUCCUGUUUUCCAGUUCCUCAAAUCCAAUCUGCCGAUGCCAUCCGAUGAAGACCCAGAUGGCUUGUUUAUGGCCAAUCCAACAGGUAUCCAAUGGAAACCAUUAUUGAGAAGUGAUAUCAGAUGGAACUUUGAGAAAUUCUUGGUCGACAAAAAUGGCAUACCGUAUCGUCGUUAUGGAAAGACUUUCCCUACAAUUGAUUUGGCUACAGAUAUCGAGGCUCUUAUCAGCCAAUAAUCUAGACAUGCAUAUAGUUGAAGUGUUAAUUGCAAAAUUAUUUGAUUAAUGAUGAAACUUUCAAAAACUCUGUUUAGAGUAGAAAGUUUUGGAUGUAUGGUUUCAAAGGUUUUGUAAAUUACAAGCAACAAUAAAAGGUGCAUUUUAAUUUGUGUGUGUGUUUUUUAAUCCUAAACCCAGCUGUAUUAGCUCUGACUCUCAUUAUAAUCCUCAAUCUUAGCCUAAAUAUCUACACAUGUACCUAAACUGCAAUACUUAAACAGAUAAGCACUCAAGCAGUGUUACUACAAAUUCCUGAACUGAAAUAAAUUGUAUGAGUUAGUGUUAAAACAUACCCCAGUAUGCCACAAGAAUGGCAUUGCCUCAAUGGGGUUUAGGAAUGCAGAACAUUACUUUGUUUCACCAUUUUGUUUCAGGGCUUCUUAAAUACCGAAUACCAUGUUAAUAUUUUUACCAUCCCACAUGUUUUCAGUUGAUUUCCUCAUCUCACCAUUCCCCCCACCCCCUUCCACUCUGCUUCCUCCUGAAAAACCCCACCUUAUCACUGGUACGCUGUACCUACUGAUUCUGGGCCUGAUUGUUCAAAAUAAUGUUCCCGCCGUAUCUAAGUUAUGCACUCCCCUACCAGAUCCCCACCUAUGAAUAGUUUGCAUUUACAAUUAUUGAAGUUUUAGCUUUAUUAAAUUUGAAAAUUCACUAUGCUAACACCAUUAUACAAAACAAUGACAAAACCAAACGGAUUAUUAGCCUGACCACAAGCCUGAGCAUCUUUACGUAGUUUCAGGCGCACCACCCUCUCUUGUUUGAGGCUGUUUCUGUUGCAUGCAGCUUCGUGCCACUGACUCGAACAACCUGGAAACGAAGAAAC